Messenger RNA from Drosophila grimshawi, 2952 nucleotides. It is a transcript of the gene alpha-Cat, whose product is annotated as catenin alpha. The record is from RefSeq and is a predicted model, not a curated record. Gene Ontology annotation, molecular function: actin filament binding; structural molecule activity; beta-catenin binding. The transcript has 12 exons. The coding region runs from base 92 to 2827 and encodes 911 amino acids. NCBI's taxonomy places the organism in Eukaryota, Metazoa, Arthropoda, Insecta, Diptera, Drosophilidae. Gene Ontology annotation, cellular component: adherens junction; catenin complex; actin cytoskeleton. Gene Ontology annotation, biological process: cell-cell adhesion; cell migration.
CGAGGUUUGCACAGCUCUAGCCAAAGGCGUCUACCGACAUAUAAAGGUGAUAGAGAGCUGUUUGCGAAAAAUAUAACAUUUUCGUGUUAAAAUGGGAUCUAUAUCGGAUUUUGGUCAAAUAGCGCUGAAAUGGGACCCAAAAAAUUUAGAAAUCCGUACCAUGUCAGUGGAGAAGACUUUAGAGCCCUUGGUGUUGCAAGUGACAACGCUCGUGAACACCAAAGGUCCGAGCAAAAAGAAAAAAGGAAAAUCAAAGCGUGCAAGUGCGCUGGUUGCAGCUGUUGAGAAAGCCACUGAAAACUUUAUUCAGAAGGGAGAGCAAAUUGCAUAUGAAAAUCCGGACAUAACCCAAGAAAUGCUGUCUGCCGUUGACGAGGUGCGCAAAACAGGAGAUGCCAUGAGCAUUGCAGCCAGAGAAUUUUCAGAGGACCCAUGUAGCUCCUUGAAGCGAGGGAACAUGGUUCGAGCAGCUAGAAAUCUUCUCUCAGCUGUUACACGUUUACUAAUCUUGGCAGAUAUGGUUGAUGUUCAUUUGUUGCUUAAAUCUCUUCACAUUGUUGAAGAUGAUCUUAAUAAGCUAAAAAAUGCAUCUAGCCAAGACGAACUUAUGAACAACAUGCGGCAAUUUGGUCGCAACGCUGGAGAACUCAUAAAACAAGCAGCAAAACGUCAACAAGAGUUAAAAGAUCCGCAGCUGCGGGAUGAUUUAGCUGCUGCUCGUGCAAUGUUAAAGAAACAUUCAACAAUGCUGUUAACCGCAUCUAAGGUCUAUGUUCGACAUCCAGAGCUAGAUCUGGCCAAAGUCAAUCGAGAUUUUAUUUUAAAACAAGUGUGCGAUGCCGUGAACACGAUCAGCGAUGUAGCCCAAGGAAAAUCAUCACAGCCCACUGAUGUUUACAGUGGCGCAGGAGAAUUAGCUGCAGCCUUGGACGAUUUUGACGAGGGAAUUGUAAUGGAUCCCAUGACGUACAGUGACAAACGGUCACGGCAACUUCUCGAAGAACGUUUGGAGAGUAUUAUUAGUGCUGCAGCCCUGAUGGCCGAUGCAGACUGUACAAGGGACGAGCGCAGGGAGAGAAUUGUCGCCGAAUGCAAUGCUGUUCGCCAAGCUCUACAGGAUCUGCUAUCUGAAUACAUGUCAAAUAUGGGUCAAAAAGACAACAGCCCCGGGCUAGAUCGUGCGAUUGAUCAAAUGUGUCGCAAAACGAGAGAUUUGCGACGGCAGCUUCGCAAGGCUGUUGUUGAUCAUGUGUCUGAUUCGUUUUUGGAAACAACUACGCCUUUGAUUGACCUAAUUGAUGCCGCCAAAUCUGGAAAUGAAAAGAAAGUACGUGAAAAGGCUGAGAUAUUCACGAAGCAUGCUGAGAAAUUAGUUGAAGUUGCUAAUCUCGUGUGCAGUAUGUCAAAUAACGAGGACGGAGUAAAAAUGGUUCGAUAUGCUGCGGCCCAAAUAGAAAGCUUAUGCCCCCAAGUAAUCAAUGCUGCAUCAAUACUUACGGUGCGACCAAACUCUAAAGUUGCCCAAGAGAACAUGGCAGCUUAUCGCCAAGCUUGGGAGGUGCAAGUUCGGAUAUUAACAGAAGCUGUGGAUGACAUUACAACCAUUGACGACUUCUUAGCCGUUUCUGAAAAUCAUAUCCUAGAAGAUGUCAACAAAUGUGUCAUGGCUUUACAAGUUGGCGAUGCUAAGGAUCUGCGUGGAACUGCUGGAUCUAUUCAGGGUCGUUCGUCUCGUGUAUGCAAUGUUGUUGAGGCUGAAAUGGACAACUAUGAGCCAUGUAUUUACACAAAGCGAGUCUUAGAAGCAGUUAAAGUGCUUCGCGAGCAAGUGAUGAUCAAAUUUGAACAACGAGUUGAUGCUGCAGUGGAAGCCCUGGCUACCAAUACAAACAAAAAUGUGGACGAGAAUGAUUUUAUCGAUGCCUCCCGUUUGGUAUACGAUGGAGUGCGUGAAAUUCGACGUGCAGUAUUAAUGAACAGGAGUUCAGAAGACUUGGACACGGAUACUGAGUUUGAACCAGUCGAAGAUUUAACAUUGGAAACACGCAGUCGAUCAAGUGCUCAUACUGGUGACCAAACAGUUGACGAAUAUCCGGACAUAAGCGGCAUUUGCACUGCUAGGGAAGCAAUGCGUAAAAUGACAGAAGAAGAUAAGCAAAAAAUUGCACAACAAGUGGAGCUAUUUCGACGAGAAAAACUCACUUUUGAUUCAGAGGUUGCUAAAUGGGAUGAUACUGGAAACGACAUCAUUUUCCUGGCAAAACAUAUGUGUAUGAUAAUGAUGGAGAUGACAGAUUUUACAAGAGGACGUGGCCCCUUAAAGACCACCAUGGAUGUUAUCAAUGCCGCCAAGAAAAUAUCCGAGGCCGGCACUAAACUUGAUAAGCUUACGCGUGAAAUAGCAGAGCAGUGUCCGGAAAGCAGCACCAAAAAAGACUUAUUGGCAUAUUUACAACGUAUCGCUCUCUACUGUCAUCAAAUCCAAAUAACUUCUAAAGUCAAAGCAGAUGUCCAAAAUAUAAGCGGGGAACUGAUUGUCUCGGGGCUGGAUAGUGCUACUUCUUUGAUACAAGCAGCUAAGAAUCUAAUGAAUGCCGUAGUACUGACAGUGAAAUACUCUUACGUAGCGUCAACAAAAUAUACUAGACAAGGAACUGUAACUUCUCCAAUUGUAGUAUGGAAGAUGAAAGCACCAGAGAAAAAACCACUGGUGCGACCUGAGAAGCCAGAAGAAGUUCGUGCUAAAGUUCGAAAAGGAUCGCAGAAAAAAGUUCAAAAUCCAAUACAUGCUCUAUCUGAAUUCCAAAGUCCUGCUGAUGCUGUGUAAGGGAUUUAACUUCGAAUUAUAAUAUUAAGUAUUAUAUACCUAAUUAAUAAUAUACUCGUAUAUUGGUAUAAAUGAACUGCCGAACGGGCACAGUUUAUUAUUAAAUAAAUAUAUUCUACGAUAGG